Molecule: messenger RNA, 811 nt
Organism: Astrephomene gubernaculifera
Lineage: Eukaryota; Viridiplantae; Chlorophyta; Chlorophyceae; Chlamydomonadales; Astrephomenaceae
Source: the annotation of a GenBank genome assembly
CUUGCUAGUGUCUCUUCCAUCCACGCCGCACUUUAUUCGCUAAAAGCGAGACAUACCUGUGGUUAGUCGUUUGGCGAUGAGAUGAAAGGGAUAAGUUCGCCGAUGUGACCUGAACCAGGCAGUUGGUUACCCAAGGUAGUGCAAGGAUGCCGCGCAUACGCAAACAGCGAUUCGGUGGCGCUUCAGCCAAGCUUGCGGCCUGCUUUGACAUCCUGCUGUCUGGAGCUCCAGGCGAAUGCUUGGCUGGCGAGUUGGGUUGCUGCGCCGACAGCUGCUGCUCCUCUGCCGCCGUGUCACGAGCCCUGGCCGAGUACUGCCAGCACAGCGCGGCAGCGCGGGAGGCCUUCGUGGCAGGCAGGGGCCUGGAGGCGAUGCAGGCCGCGCUCACCCGGGGCAGCCCGGCGGUGGCCGCCGCAGCUGCUCGGGUGCUGGCGGCGCUGUGCGGCAGCACUGACGGACUGCGCCGCUUGCUGCAUUGGCAGCGCACCCAGCCCGGCAGCAGCGACCUGCUAGCCCAGCUGGCUGCCGCGGCUGGGGGCGGCAGCGGCGGCGGCCUGCCUCCCGACCUGCGGGCGGAGUGUGUGGAGGCGUUGCGGGCGGCGCUGGGGGCGCUGCACGGACCCGCGGCGGGGGGCGGCCUGGAGCUGGCGGCAGCGCUGCAGGAGUCUUUGAAGAGCUCUCCUGACUCCCGCCCGCCUAGCACCAGCUCCGCCGCCUCUGCUACUGCUGCUGCCGCCGCCGCUUCUGUUGCAGCCACCCGGGCCCCAUGCGACCUCAUCAGUCGGGUUGCCGUACCCGCCCUCCUGACGCC